Molecule: messenger RNA, 1272 nt
Organism: Poecilia latipinna (sailfin molly)
Lineage: Eukaryota; Metazoa; Chordata; Actinopteri; Cyprinodontiformes; Poeciliidae
Product: YY1-associated factor 2-like
Exons: 4
Coding region: 514-1014 (166 amino acids)
Biological process (GO): positive regulation of DNA-templated transcription
Cellular component (GO): nucleus
Molecular function (GO): DNA binding; transcription coregulator activity
Source: RefSeq, a predicted model, not a curated record
UCUGUGUUUCUGCAGUUCCUCUGCAUUUUGCGGUUUUCCCCUCCAAAACAUGUUUAAUUUCCCUUGACAAGUUUACUACUUGAUUAAGGUCUGCGGAUUAGGCUGGCCUCUCCAGAACAUUAAUCUUGUUGGUCUGGAGCCAAAAUGUCGUCUGCUUAAUAGUGUGUUUCAAGGGCGUUUCCUCCUCAGCACAACGCAGCAUGACCCCUUAAAGUAUUUCAAUUUAUUCAAAUUAAUCCAUUUAAUGACGAGGCCUAAUACAGUACCAUAAGAAACAACCUCAUGCCGUGUUUUGUGGCGUGAAUUGGAGGUUGCCUGACAAACUGUCCUCCGACUUUUUGAUGUACCUCUGCUUCAACACACCUGAGUCAGAUAAUGAGGUCAUUAGCUGGAAUUUGAAGAGCCUGCCUGCACACAGUUGAUUAAGGUUUGUUGAACCAGUUGCAGGAUACUGAUUUCCGGAGAGGAGUUCACUAUAACCAGCAACAUUUGCUGCCAUCACUUCAGAGGUUAAUGAUUAGUGAAGUGGCAGAGUCAGGCUCUUUUCCUACAUCAGAACGAUCUCUUGGGUGCAGACUUGCUGCAGCUAAAUUGCAGAUUCUUCCUCACUGUCUCAGAAAGCCACGACCCGUUGCUCAGCUUGUUGCACAGCAAGUAAAUCAACAGUUUGCAUCUCCGACGCAUCCCAAAAAGGAGAAGAAAGAAAAAUCCGAGAAGGACAGAAGUGACAAAGAUACAACACUGAAAAAGAAAAACCAGAAAAGGAUGAGCAGGCCCAGGUUAAAGAACGUAGACAGGAGCAGCGCCCAGCAUCUGGAGGUCACGGUCGGAGACUUGACUGUAAUUAUCACAGACUUUAAGGAGAAAGUUAAAUCCACGUCUUCCUCAGUGAGCGCCGCCUCAGCAGACCAGCACAGCCAAAGUGGCUCAAGCUCCGACAACACCGAGCGAGGAGUCUCCAGGUGCUCCUCGCCCCGCGGGGAGACUUCGUCGAUUAACGGAGAGACUCACUAGCCCCCCCCUGCCCCCCACGCUCCCAGUCGGCAUAACACACUGAUGUGCACUCUCCACAGUCUCGGGUCAGAGAAUAAACUUCAACAUGCACAUUUUUCUUCAUAUAAAACCUUAAAUGUCAGUAUGAUAGCAUUCAGGUUGUACAUUUCUCUGCCUUCCCCAUGUUUUACCCUGUGUGAUCGGUUCCAGGCUCUCCUGCAGCUAUCAUGAUUAACUGAAAAUGGAGCAGUAGCAUUAAAACUCGGGCGUCUGCGUGUA